GAAACAAUCCCAACCAAAUAAAAAAAAAGUUCUGACAAUAGAUUCUGACGCCAUGGCGAUGACCUCAGAGGUCACUGCACCAGUGAAUUUCUUUUUCCAUCAUGUGAUAUGUGCUAGUUGCUGAGGAAACUGGGUUCCUCUUUUUCGGUGGUGGGAUUAUUCAAAUUCGAAAAAAAGAGAUUUUGAUCAAACAAAAGAAGAAAUCAACCCGAAUAGUAAGGCAUACGUAGAAGGCAUCAAGGUAGGGGACCUUAUAGAGUCACUGAACGGGCAGAAGACAGAAGGACUCUUACACAACGAUGUGCAGCAACUUAUCAAGAUUGCCAGUGGAGAGUUAGCACUACAACUCAACAGAUCUGGCUCAGCCGUCAUGAAUGGACAAAUGAACGGAGACUUGCAUACCCACUCGCUGGAGAAUGUGUCAGGUGGCGGGAUUUCUAGGUCAUCCAAUAAAACCAUGGAUACUAGUCGCUAUGGAGAUGGCCUUGCAUCUAAAUCUUUUUCUUCUGUUUGGUCCCCUAAGGGGGAGCAGACCACAAAGUCCUAUAAACCAGUGUCCUUCUCCAACAACCGUGUGGCUACCACAGCUACCACCAACAGCACCACCUCUGUGCGGCCCGCCACAUCAUCAUCGGUCACAGUGCACCCAAGUCUUGGUCGAAUAUCCAGGUCUGUCCCGUCAAGCCCCAGAUUUAGGUCCAAACUCAUGGUCCCUAUAUCUCCCAAACCUCUGCAGAGGAUCAGGGAUUCCUCCUGGGACCGCUCCUCCCCCAGUCUCUGGUCCACCUCCUAUUACACCAGUGACUCUGCCCGCUCAUCACCGGUCAUUUCACCAGCCAUUCAGCGGCGGCACUUGCCCAAACCCGCACCUCCUCCCAAACCCAAGAGUAAACCGAUUCCUAUAAUGGGUUCUAAGAGUCUGCCUGAAGCAGAUACCCUGAGCAAUUUCACUACACCCAGUGCUUCCCCGGGUAGCUCCUCAAAGGGUCUGGAUCUGUUCUUCCGACAGAUGGAAAAAAUAUCAAAGUUAGGCAGCGAUGAGCAAGACCCAUCCCAAACAAAAAUAGAUGAACAGUCCCAGACCGUCAUGUCUCUAACGCCAGAACCUCCAUCCAUGUUUGCAGAUUCGCAGCCAAGGGAACUUAAGAUACAACAUGUGAACACUCCUAAAAACUUUCAGCAUAUGGGGUCCCCCCAAGGCAAUACCAACCCACCAGUCACCAGAGAGAUCAAAAUCGAACACCAUCCACCUUCACAAGGUAGGGAGAUCAAGAUACAACGAGCAACUCCACCCUCACAUGGAAAAUUCCACACUGUGGCUUCCUCUCCACAAACCCCAACUUAUGCAAAGUUGGAUAAGGUGGAUGGUACUCCUACCUCAGUCAAAGGCUUUGACGGAUGGAGUCCAGGCAGUGAACCGAAGCUACAGAGCUUCUCAAGUGAGGCAACUUUCACUCCUGUACAAAAGGACAGUAGUUUUGCAAAGGCAGACGUGUCUGAAGGUGCACAUACUCCGAGAAAAGUUCAUGAAAUUCCAAUUCAGUAUUCUUAUAUGUCACCCAAGCAAACCAGCUCAGCAGAAACACCAGUCAGCCAUUCGACUCCUAAAGAACAUCAUGUGAGAAUUGAACAGUCUGUUCCACAGGAAAAGUUUGUUCACAUUGAACAAGCUGCACCUUCUGAACAGAAAGUGGAAGUGGAGCGCCCUGUUCCAAUUCAUCACUCAUUCAAACAGGAACAUUCAAUGGCUUCCCCCAAAAAGUCAGUUGAAAUUGAAAGACAGGUCCCAGUUCAGUAUUCAUAUAAAAAGGACUCUCCUGUCCCAAUGGAACAGACAAUAGAGCCUGUGCUGGUAGAGAAGCCAAAUCCUGUAAAGCAUAUAUUUGAAAGGCAACAUGCACAGGAUCGUUCUAUGGAACUGGAGUGUCCUCUUCCAGCAAAACAAAACCCUUCCAGAGGUCAUAACUUACCUCUAGAAAAUUCUGUUCCACUGACUAUACAGACAUCAUCUGCCCCAGAUACAAGGAAUUCCAUCACUGAAGAAACCAGGUCCUAUGACUCUGGAAUAACCAGUCGGGGAUCCUCUUGGCAGAGUGAGAACUUUGGGAAAGGGCAGGCUAAUAACUACAGUCCUGGGUCUUAUGCUACAUUACCUGUGAAGAAAUCACAACAGAAAAUUGUGGCAGAGCCUGAUUAUGAUGAUGCUGAAUUUCACUCAUAUUCAACUCUUCCAAAUUUUAAGAAAAAUCAAGGACACAGAGGGUAUGAAAGUGAGGCUGAAUAUGGAAGGAAGCCUGACUUUCGAUCAAAGUGGGCCCCACAUAAAACUCAGCAACCGAUAUCUGAGGGUUAUUCCACUGAUGUUGAUUUCUUUGUUAGGGAUAAUCGUAGCAUUGGAAAAGGUCCUGCUAAAGGCUCUAGCAAACCUAUUCAGAUGGGGAAAGGCCCAAAACCAUUUGACAGGGACUAUAUGUCUGAUUUGAAUAACAUAACACAAGAGCUGAUGUCCGGGGUGGAUGCAUACUUUGGUACCAAGGAUAAAUCUUCAAAGAAACCUGAAGAUAAAGAUCAGAGCUUCACAUCUUCACAAGACAACCAAAGUGGUGUGUAUUCUGUGAAAAGUCCAAGUUUUACUCCUGGAGACAGUCAGAGUUACACAUCACCAAGAGAAAUCCAAAGUCUAGAUAACAGUUUCAGCAGUAGCUACAGAGAGCCGUCCCCUGAACCUAAACAGGUAGAUCUAGGGAAAAAGAUAGGAAGUUUAUUUUCGAGUCCACCAAAGCAAGUCGUGGAGACCUCAGACAAUGAGAGUUAUCCACGCUUGCCGGUACCGGAGGGAUUUGAAGAUUCUGGGAGCGAGACCUUGCCAGAGGAGCAGAGGGACAGAGCGAGGAUGCCCUGCCCCCGAUUUGUCCAGCUACAGGUUCACCAUGAGGAGGCUCCUCCCAGCAUUUCUCACUGUGAUAAACAAGGUUCAGUGAAUGACAACAGAGAUGAGUAUGGGCAGCAGCCAAAGCAAUUCAACAACUUGGAUCAACCAGAACCAGAAUCUCGGUCCUUCUUCGAACAGCAGAAAGCCAAGUCCCCUCGGUCCCCUACUAAUCUGGUGAAGAGCACUCCUGCUAUCUGGAAACCUUCCGGUCCUUCCCUAGUAAAGAAGGAGUACAAACCGGUGCGACUGGAUACCUCACCCAAACCGGAAAAACGGUUCAACCAAAAGAAAGAAGAGCAAAUAACCUCCCCACCCCAAGAGGAAAGCUUCACCAGCCACUCUGCAGCGGACGAUGACAGCAGCAUGACAGACAGCAUGCUGUCUGGUUACUCCUAUGGGGCCCCGCCGCCCACUGCCUUCACUACUGCCUCACCCACCAUCAGCACGGACACUGGCCCCUCCAACACCUUCGCCUCCCACGGACACAUGAACGGGGGCCAGGAGAGGGACGUGGACAGUCGUCACUACCCCCACAGAGAGGAACCCAGUAUAAGCCGACUGCCGUCCACUCAGAGUCCCUAUGUCACACUGCUGCAGAAAAACAGAGAGAACGGCUAUGAGGAUUUGAUCUCCGACCAUCCAACUGUCGUAGUUACACAGGAAGGUCAAAUACCUAAAGGUGCAAUAUAUAUCUCGGAGCAAAGCUCAGUAAACGGAGGCGUGAAGACCACGGAUACAUACUAUGCAAUGCCUGCCAAAGAGGAAAUCACGGACUCCCAAAUCGUGGAACGAAAACCAAAGAAGUACGAUGGAAUCGGACCCAUCGACGAGAAGGGCAUGCCACUGGCCUUCAGAAUGAAUGUGGAUGAAGAAAAGCAGCAUGACUGGUACAAACAAAUGUUCAAGAGUCUCCACAAAACCGGCAAGAAAGAAGAGCUCAUGGACACAAGCUGGAUCAAAGUCUCUAGUACUAGAUCUGUCAAAAAUAUUUUCGGAACGGACUCAAACUCCUACAAACCAACAUAUGCAUUUCCUGAGGAGAAAGAAGCUCCAAAACCUAAAGAUCCAGAACCUCCUAGUCCUCCUAAACUUGUCGUAAAAGAGGAACCAAUCUCCAAAGAAAACCCUUAUCGUCCAAGUUAUGAACUGCCAUCCAAAUUCACCAGCUCUGCCACCCUAGACAAAGCAUCCACCCUUCCCUCCAAGUCACCAUCCGUGGCUGAAGCCAAGAAAUCAUUUGAACAGAAACGAGAUACGUUUUCUGGAAAACCUAAGCAUGAUGUAGAUGCCGGGUAUAGAUCUGAACCUGAGCUUAACUACAGACUGAAACAAAGAACGAAAAGUCUGUCUGACGUCAAGAGCAGAGAACCUCGCUCAAUAGACUAUGAAAUGCCCAAAGACUUGCAAGAUUUCAUCAAAUAUUUAGACGAGUGGUCACCACCACAUGUGCGUUCCAAGAUCGAGAUAUAUAGAAACCAGCCCCGUAGCAUCGUUGAUUACGAACCAGGAUUUUCAUCCAUUGCCUUUCAAGAGAGCAAAGUGAGCACCGGUGGGAGGAAUAGGUCUAAAUCCACUAGUACCCCCUUCACUACCUUUGAGAAUAAGUGUCGGAAGGAGAGAGAGGAACAGGGCAUUGUUCAUAACCCACCCAUAGAGAAGCCUGGACAGUUCAGUCGAUACACUGAGGGAAAGAAACAAGGAUCUGCCCCGCUGAAUCUCAAAGACGAGGAAAAUGGAGACCCUGUCGUGGCCUACAAGAUGGUCCAGAAGGGGGGAGACAUCCCUAUCAAGGGCCUUCAGAAGCCUGCCCCAGAGAAACCAUCCAAAAAGAGAGCAGAGCAGGACCAGGCGGUGCCUCCAAAGGUCCCUCCUCCUCCUCACUCACCUCAACCUCAGCUCAUACCUCACUUCUACAAUAUAUACGAACCAGUUGUAGUCAGGGUAGAUAACCACUUGGUUAACGGGGCACCUGCCCCUCCCGUACGGAAGCACCCUAUCACGAUAGGAGGUUACAAGUUGCCUCGGCAACGUAGUAGCCUAUCGGCGGCCGAACAGCUAGGGGUCACAAGUCCUUCCCCAAUCAAAUCCAAUGGAGCUUUCAAACACACCACCUCUGACCAGAGGAAGCCAUCUCCAGUUAACGACCCCAAAUACAUGCGACGGAAAGAGGAAGAGGAGGAGUAUAGACGAAGGCGACUGGAACAGCUUUACGAGGAGGAGAGACGCCGAAAAAUACUUCAGGAAGAGGCUGAUAUUGAGGCUAGGCGACACAACGAUUUCUUUACCAAUCCCAAUAACAUAAAUCAAGACCCCAAUAUGACUCCCUCUCAGAAGUCGCCGAUACCAGCGGACCGAUUUGACGAACCUGUGACCAUCAACACUCACUAUGGAGUCCCCGCCGACAGGAGGAGAGGCUUCCAGAUUCAGGGCAAAGCCAAGGCUCUGUACACCUUCAAUGCUCAAAAUCCCAGGGAACUUUCUUUCAAGAAAGGUGACAUCUUGUAUCUCCUUCGUCAAAUAGACAGAAACUGGUUUGAAGGAGAGCGUUAUGGCAGAAAGGGAAUCUUCCCCAGUAACUACGUGGAGGUGAUCACCUCCAUUGAGCAGGCCCAGGAGGCAGCCCGGCAAUCAGAGGGACAGGCCCGGGCCAGAUACAACUUCAACGGACAGACUAAUGUGGAGCUUUCCUUACGCAAGGGAGAAAUUGUGACACUACUGAGAAGAGUGGAUGAGAACUGGUUUGAGGGACGAGCGGGAAAUCGCCAGGGCAUUUUCCCGGUGGCCUACGUGGAGGUGGUUAACGAGCCCUCUACACCACUGGUCACCCCUGCCCCCUCUGUUAUCACCACACCUAUGACAGGUAGAGGUACUCCAGAGAUGCUGUCCCCAGUUAGUAUGGAGGCCCCCACCCCUCCCCCUCAGCCAUCCCCAGGAGCAUUCUCCCCCAAAUCACCAGCAGCCUACAGAUAUGGAAACAGACAGAGUGAAAUAUCUCCACAACAUGUGCAGGGCUAUCACGCGAGCCCUGGCCUAGAAAAGACAAUGUCCCCACGUUAUUACGACAGAAUGGACAACGGACAUGCCCCCCAUUACAAUGGAGGGGAAUCUUAUCAGUAUUCACAACGAUCAAGGCAGAGCCCCGGGACGGGGCGAGGGCCCCUGUCCCCCUCACACUCUGACAGACAAAUGGGAUACUCCCCCAGUGCUAAUAAAAACUAUAUGGAAAACAAUAAUGAUCAUUAUAGGAAUAAGAAUGUAGAUGAGGAUUUAGCCUUAAGUAGAUAUCGAGCUAUUUAUGCAUAUAAGCCCAUGAACGAUGAUGAGCUGGAAUUAUGGGAACAGGACGAGGUAUAUGUAAUGGAGAAAUGUGACGAUGGAUGGUACGUCGGAACCUCUUGUCGGACGGGGAUGUUUGGAACCUUCCCCGGAAAUUACGUACAACGAGUUCAAUGACAAGAGGGAAAAUUUCAUUGGCUGCAGACUGCUAACAAGAAUCAUCCAAUCAAAUUACAAGAUAGUUAUCCAUCCG
Messenger RNA from Magallana angulata, 6461 nucleotides. Its product is annotated as sorbin and SH3 domain-containing protein 1-like. The coding region runs from base 371 to 6385 and encodes 2004 amino acids. The transcript is spliced from 36 exons. Gene Ontology annotation, molecular function: protein binding. NCBI's taxonomy places the organism in Eukaryota, Metazoa, Mollusca, Bivalvia, Ostreida, Ostreidae. The record is from RefSeq and is a predicted model, not a curated record.